AUGCCGGCGUUAGAAGCUAUUCCUGAGCCUGAGUUACCUGUUGCUUCCUCUAAUGAUGUGCAUCAUUUUGAUUCGACUGUAGAUCGCCUGGAUACAAUUCGUAACAAACGGAAACGAACACCGAAGAAACCUGAGAAGAGUUCAACGAACGAUACUGUCGUAAGAGUCGUUCCAAAACUGACUUGGAGCUCGCUGGACUCGACAGACGACGAUGACGAUGGUGCAUCUGUCUCAGGAAUUCCCCGUGCAAAUAAAUCUGUAAAUCUCUUUCCGAGAGGCGUUACCAGCACUUCCGAUUCAUCUGAAACUUCUGAUUUUGACGAUGAUGUUCCGACAAUUAGCUUGUUGAAAAAUGUGCUAAGCUCGACGGGUAGACCCUCAAAAGAUCCUGAAAUAAUCACUGAUUCAACGAAGAAUAAACCAGAAAUGAUAACAACGAAAAGUCCAGUAGUUCGUGUAGAACUUCCCGAAGAAUAUCGUCCAAGUUCGUCAGUUGAAAGUAAAGGGACAAAAACAUCACCGACGGUAACGGCGGUUGUUGAUGAAAAUCUACCGGUCGAAAAUGCUUCACCAAGUGGUCCUGAAGAACCAACUGUUCCAGACGAUGAGACCAUCACUUCGGAAACGCCAAGUGUACCCGAUUUCGACGACGUGCCGAUGAUCAGAUUGAACGAAAGUAUGCAACAAGAAAGAAAGAGCACUCCAAAGAAAACAAAAAUUAACAAGACAAAGACAAUUGCGGACAUUUUUAAUGAAACAUUUGAACGACUUGAACGAUUUCGUCCAAGCUCUCCAGACGAAAGUAUCGCAUCGAGUCGGGGGAGAAGAAGCUUACCGAAGACAAAUUUGAAGGUAGAUACUCAGACGGGCGACGAAACUAACACUGACGAUUUCUUCGACAGUCCAAGCGACUACCAGCCAACUUCUGAUUCUGAAAAGGAUGACAAGCGGAAAAACUCAACGGAUUCUAGUGCAAGUGAAGAAGAACAUCAGUCUAUCAUCGAGAAACCAAAGAAAAAAUCCCCAGAAUUGGUUCCAGCAAUUGGACAAGAAAUACAAAGUCCAAGAAAACCAACUACUGCUCGCAGUGUAGAAAAUCGGCGCCCUGUUAUCUCGAGACCAAAGAAAAACUCUCCAAAAACCAAUGAUCGAUCAAAAUCAACGAGGACUCCUAAAAGACCAAAAACAAUCACCAAAAAACAGAUAAAGAAGAACAGUCUGCUAGAUACAAGCACUCAGAGCACCAAAUGGAAAUCAAAGGAAUAUAUUUCAAGUAGCUCUUCUGACAGUGACGGAGAUCAACUUCCUGUUAUUCCAAGGCUAAAGAAAAAAUCUCCAAAUCACAAGGCAAUUGAUCAGACGAAAUUAGCGAGGACACCCAAGAAAACAGUUCAAAGAAAAGCAAAGAAGAACACUUCAUUAGAUACAAGCACUCAAAGUACGAUACCAAAGUCCAAGGAAUAUAUCUCAACGAGCUCUGAGAGUGAAGAAGAUCAACAAUCUUUCGCGGAGAAGUUGAAGAAAAAAUCGUCAAAACUCGUUCAUCCGCCGAAAUCAACAACAACCCCCACGAAGGAAAGUUCAAAAUCGCCUCAAAAAGCAAUAUCUGAUGAAGAUAGUACAACUGAAGUCCCUGACGAAAAUUCUGAAACAAGGUCGAUGCCGGACUUAGAAAAUGUGUCAAAUUCAGUUGUUCCCGAUCCCGUUUUUUCUUCUGCUUUGGUUCCUGUCAGAAAGAAAUCUAUACCAGAACUCGAUGAGCUCUCGGAAACGAUUUCAACUGAUGAUGAAACUGUUCUUCCUCCAGCAAAGAAAUUGAAACGCUCUAUCAAAACGAGAGAGAAAAACAAAAGUCAUGAGUACGAAAGUGAUGAUACUGGUGAAGAAUUAUUUAUUGAAACUGAAUCGUUGGCUCCUGAUGACGACCUUUUUGAAAUUGGAAAAGAAAAAAGCGUUUUUGAUGAGAUCUCAAGCUCGGAAACAGACAGUGACGUUGAAGAGGUUUAUGAACCCGAAGGACGUAAAAAAGCCGGAGAACGUCGAAAGUUUUCAUCGCUGCAAAAGAUGAAAGAAAAGUAUCUGGAAGAAAUUGUUGGCUGGCUACCAUGGAAGCGGAAUACGGUGUCGAUUUUGAUCGAAACAAUAAGAGACAAAUUGCUGAAGAGAGAGUUUGAUGGAAUUGACGAGAUCCUGAAGGCGCUUGUGAUAAGAAUAGGCUCUCCAAGUAGAGUUGCAAUCGGAAAUCGCGUUCACGUUUCUUCACUUGCAGUUCUUACCCCGAUCAUAUUCAGUCAGUUGCCUGAACAGCUACCUGAAUCGGUCAUCCGUCAAUUUGAACCUGAAGAUCAAAAAGCGUUCCUGUCGUACCUCAACAAAAGUGUCGUGAAACGAACAGAAUGUGAAAUGGAGCCAAUAAUCCAAAAUCUCAUAAAAUUGACGUUGGAGAACGAAGAACAUAUUGAAAAUCAAAUAAAGAUUUUAUCUGAUACAAUUCACGACAUCAACAAGGUCUUUUCAUCACAAACCAAGUCGCGAAGAUCAGUUGGAAACAACAAGGAAAACCACCAGCCAAAAGUCGAUCAUCUCCUUCUUUGCCUGCUUUUUCAAUUCGAAUACAUGCAAGUAAAAGGAAGUAGAGAAGCACAGGUCUUGGCAGAGAAGAUUGUGAGCAAAAUUGAACGAUCAGCAUCUCACCAGCGCGUGGGAAUCCAAGCUCUUGGUUCUAUCAUGAAAGGAUUGAAAGAAAUUGGCAUUGAAAACCAGACGAUUGACAAGUGGAAUGCGAUAGUUGUUGAAACCAGCUACAGUGGAGCGGGAGAAGAUGAACUGCAACGAAUGCAAAUGGAAGAGCUCAAGAAGGAAUUCGCAAAUAACAAGAUUUCUGAAGCUGGUUUUCAACUUGCGAAGAUGUUGAAAAGAGGUGGACAGCCGAUUGAAGCAACAAAAACUCUUAUCGAGUACGUCUCGUAUAAUCGAGUAAAAUGCGAUUUAUCCGUCCAGAUCUGGGAGUUUCUCCGCAGCUUAUUGGAAGAAAAAGAAGCUUUAGAGUGGUUCAAGGAAGUUCGAGGACUUGGAAGCCCACAAUCAUUUCGAAAAAUGUUCCUGAAGCUUUCGAUCGACAACCCAGUUGAAGUCGCCGAAGUGAAAAGAAACAUUCGAGAAAUGUGUAUCUAA
Molecule: messenger RNA, 3174 nt
Organism: Oikopleura dioica
Lineage: Eukaryota; Metazoa; Chordata; Appendicularia; Copelata; Oikopleuridae
Source: the annotation of a GenBank genome assembly